AUGAGCAAGCAGUGCUACUGGUUACAGGAGAAUUGCCAAGGACCAAUCAGGUACAGAGACUUAACUAUACGGUUCCAGCGGCCCGAGCGAUAUCUGCAGGGACGGCAGCAAGGUCGCCCAGAUCUCAAUGCAAUGCCGAAUAAGGGCAAAGCAGACCCGAUGCUCCCUCAACCUGUGUUUAUUUCUGGGAUUCCCAUUUCCUCUAAAGAAAGAAUAGAGGGAGAAGCCAGGGAGAAGCCAGGGAGAGAGCCAGGGAGAAGGCAGGGAGGAGUCAGGGAGGAGCCAGGGAGAAGCCAGGGUGGAGCCAGGGAGAAGCCAGGGAGAAGCCAGCGAGGAGCCAGGAAGAAGCCAGGGAGGAGCCAGGGAGGAGCCAGCGAGGAGCCAGGGAGCCAGGGAGAGAGCCAGGGAGAAGCCAGGGAGAAGCCAGGGAGAGAGCCAGGGAGGAGCCAGGGAGAAGCCAGGGAGGAGCCAGGGAGGAGCCAGGGAGAAGCCAGGGAGAAGCCAGGGAGGAGCCAGCGAGGAGCCAGCGAGGAGCCAGGGAGAAGCCAGGGAGAGAGCCAGGGAGAAGCCAGGGAGAAGCCAGGGAGAAGCCAGGGAGAAGCCAGCGAGGAGCCAGGAAGAAGCCAGGGAGGAGCCAGGGAGGAGCCAGCGAGGAGCCAGGGAGGAGAGUCAGGGAGAGCCAGGGAGAGCCAGGGAGGAGCCAGCGAGGAGCCAGCGAGGAGCCAGGGAGAAGCCAGGGAGAGAGCCAGGGAGAAGCCCCAGGGAGAGACCAGGGAGAAGCCAGGGAGAAGCCAGGGAGAGAGCCAGGGAGAGGAUGCCAGGGAGAGACCAGGGAGAGAGCCAGGAGGAGCCAGGAGAGCCAGGGAGAGCCUGGGAGGAGCCAGCGAGGAGCCAGCGAUGAGGCCAGGGAUAGCCCAGGGAGGAGCCAGCGGAGGAGCCAGCGAGGUGCAAGGGAUAGAGCCAGUGGUGAGAGCCAGGGAGAAGCAGCCAGGGAGAGAGCCAGGGAGAGAGCCAGGGAGAGAGCCAGGGAGGAGCCAGGGAGGAGAGCCAGGGAGAGAGCCAGGGAGGAGCCAGGGAGAGCAGGCAGGAGUCAGGGAGGUGCCAGUGAGGAGCCAGGGAGGAGCCCAGGGAGGAGCCAGCGAGGUAGCCAGCGAGGAGCCUGGGAGGAGCCAGGGUGAGGAGCCAGGGAGGAGCCAGGGAGAAGCCAGGGAGGAGCCAGGGAGGAGCCAGGAGAAGCCAGGGAGAAGCCAGGGAGGAGCCAGCGAGGAGCCAGCGAGGAGCCAGGGAGGAGCCAGGGAGGAGCCAGGGAGGUGCCAGGGAGGAGCCAGGGAGGAGCCAGGGAGGAGCCAGCGAGGAGCCAGGGAGAAGACAGGGAGGAGCCAGGGAGAAGCCAGGGAGAAGCCAGGGAGGAGCCAGGGAGGAGCCAGGGAGAAGCCAGGGAGGAGCCAGGGAGAAGCCAGGGAGGUGCCAGGGAGGAGCCAGGGAGAACCCAGGGAGGAGCCAGCGAGGAGCCAGGGAGAAGCCAGGGAGGAGCCAGCGAGGAGCCAGCGAGGAGGCAGGGAGGAGCCAGGGAGGAGCCAGGGAGGUGCCAGGGAGGAGCCAGGGAGGAGCCAGGGAGGAGCCAGGGAGAGGCCAGGGAGGAGCCAGGGAGGAGCCAGGGAGAAGCCAGGGAGGAGCCAGCGAGGAGCCAGCGAGGAGCCAGCGAGGAGCCAGGGAGGAGCCAGGGAGGAGCCAGGGAGGAGCCAGGGAGGAGCCAGGGAGAAGCUUGAGGUGUUCGUGACGGCUUCAUCAUCUCCUGACCGUCCCUGGAUUCUGGAUCUCUGGCUUUCUGGGUUUGUGUGGUUGAUAGGAAUGGUUGCAGUUAAUGGCGUGUGGCUUUCGAGUCAAAGAGCCUUGACCUCACCACUCAUCGCACUAGAUGUGGUGUUUGCUGCCCCAAUGUCUAGUUGUCGCGGAAUCUGGUUGGACCAUCAGACCCACGUCACGGAGCUCGACUACGCAGUUGAUGCUGCCCUCUAA
Molecule: messenger RNA, 2019 nt
Organism: Penaeus chinensis
Lineage: Eukaryota; Metazoa; Arthropoda; Malacostraca; Decapoda; Penaeidae
Product: protein argonaute-2-like
Exons: 5
Coding region: 1-2019 (672 amino acids)
Source: RefSeq, a predicted model, not a curated record